AUGGGCUCACUUCAAGAUCAAGUCGUCAUCAUCACUGGUGCCUCCUCUGGAAUAGGGCUGACCACGACACUUGCUGCACUGAGUGAGGGUGCCCAGGUCCUAGGGGUGGAUAUUUCCUCGCCACCGACAUCACUUGAAGGGCAUCCCAAGUUUGCUUUCUGCCAGGGAAAUCUAAUUGAUCCUUGCACGCCACAGAAGGUAGUAUCGGCAUGUAACGAGGCCUAUGGGGGGAGAAUUGAUGCACUCUUGAACAUUGCUGGUGUCAUGGAUCACAACCAAAGCGCGGAUUCAGUCGUGGACAGCGUGUGGGAUCGAUGCAUCGCUGUUAAUCUCACUGCACCUGUUAGGCUGAUGCGUGAGAUUCUCCCCAUAAUGCGCGAGCAAAAGUCUGGCAGCAUUGUGAAUGUUGCCAGCAAGGCUGCCUUGAGCGGCGCGGUCUCUGGUGUAGCCUAUACGGCGAGCAAACACGGUCUCAUUGGGGUGACCAAGAAUGUAGCUUGGCGUUUCAAGCAUGAAGGCAUUCGUUGCAAUGCGAUAUGUCCCGGUGGUGUCAGCAAUGAUACAGGCAUUCUUAAGGAUCUGGAUGUUAGCGCGUUUGACAGGGAUGCCCUUGCUGUCAUGUCGCCAAUACACGCGGUGCAUUCAUCGGACAAGGAGAAAGGAUACGCUAUCACGCCAGAAGACAUUGCUAGUUCUCUGUUGUUCCUGAUUUCUUCGGCUAGUCGGAGAAUCAAUGGCGCAGUGAUCCCCAUUGAUAAUGCCUGGUCGACAAUCUAA
This is a messenger RNA of Penicillium antarcticum, 777 nucleotides long. RefSeq names its product SDR family NAD(P)-dependent oxidoreductase. The coding region runs from base 1 to 777 and encodes 258 amino acids. Gene Ontology annotation, molecular function: oxidoreductase activity. Lineage: Eukaryota; Fungi; Ascomycota; Eurotiomycetes; Eurotiales; Aspergillaceae. The transcript is spliced from 4 exons. The record is from RefSeq and is a predicted model, not a curated record.